AUGGGAGGGCCAUACGCCCCUAAAACUGCCGCACUUGGCGGUCGUCCAACAAAGGACCUUGAUGUCCCCAUCUGCGCUGUCUUUCUCUUCCUCUUCGCCGCCGCCGGCGCUGGCCACAUGACUAUCUUCCAACGCAACAGAAAACGAGGCCACAAAUUCAUUCCUUCGGCCGUGUCAUUCGGCUUCUGCAUGUCCCGCAUAGGCGCAAAUGUCAUCCGCAUCGUCUGGGCCUGCUACCCAACCAACGUCUCGCUCGCGAUCGCAGCCCAGAUCUUCGUCGCGGCGGGUGUGCUCCUUCUUUUCGUUCUCAAUUUGAUAUACACGCAGCGUAUGCUUCGCGCCGCAUUUCCCGCUUUCGGCUGGUCUCGUCCAUUGUCAUGGACGUUUAAAGCCCUCUAUUUGAUCGUGAUCAUCACAAUCGUCAUGGUGAUCACGGUCGUCAUCCAAAGCAUGUACACGCUCAACGCCAACACGCACCGUAUCGAUCGCGAUAUCCAGCUCUACGGAUUAACCUACUUCGCUGUCGUCUCGUUCCUGCCUAUCCCCAUAGUCCUUGCGAUUCUCAUCCUCACCCGCUUCCGCUACGUCGAGCACCCCGGAACCGGGUCAUGGUAUACACGGGCCUUCAUCAUCUUACUCGCCGGCUGCCUCCUUUGUCUCGGUGCCUCGUUCCGCGCAGGCACAUCCUGGAUGAACCCUCGUCCCGUCACGGAUCCGGCAUGGUACCAGUCCAAGGCGUGUUUCUACAUCUUCAAUUUUGCUAUUGACUGGACCGUUGUCAUGAUCUUUUUGGUUUCGCGGAAGGAUAAGCGCAUGUGGGUUCCGAAUGGAAGCAGCAAAGUGCGACACUACCGUAUCGGGGAUGUUGCCGAGAGCGAGAAGCACGGGGCGGAGGCAUCUCCUGAGCAGAGCCAGAUUAUUGUUUCUGCUUGGAACCAGCAGGAGGAGAAGGACGGAAAGGCGCUUGCAUAA
Molecule: messenger RNA, 972 nt
Organism: Penicillium atrosanguineum
Lineage: Eukaryota; Fungi; Ascomycota; Eurotiomycetes; Eurotiales; Aspergillaceae
Exons: 1
Coding region: 1-972 (323 amino acids)
Source: RefSeq, a predicted model, not a curated record